GUAUUAAUUUUUCACAUGUUACUCCAGCUUCUUUUUUACUGUUAGUUAUUUUAUGACUCCCCUUUUGAAAAAGAGUAGAUUUGGGUGAAUGAAAAAGCAAUGAGUGGGUUGGAAUAGCCAAGGGAGUGAGGGAGGAGUCUGAAGGGAAGAGCACAAACCAAAGGGAGGGGCGCUGUUUUUGUCUUCAGCUGUAACAAGACAAGACCGAGCAAAUGCCUGCAGAUUUUUCCACUUUUUCAUUCUGCUGUCUCUUGUUUUCUGGCUUAUUACUUGUGGAGCGCAUCUAAAUCCCCCACUGGUACCAUGGAUAAAUUCCAGACAGUCCUACGUUUCUUCAUGAACCAGAAAGCCACAAUUGGCUACAGUUUUAUGGCUCUCCUGACGAUAGGCGGGGAACGAGUCUUCUCCAUGGUCUCCUUUCAGUGUCCCUGCAACCAUGACCAGAACUUUGCCUAUGGGGUCACGUUUCUGCUUGGACCCGCGGCUGUGCUUCUGGUCUUGGGUCUGUUCUUCAGUGCCAGGUUGUGGAGGCUUUACACUGGGUGCUGCCUCAAUCCCAUGAAGCUUUGUCCCCGUGGAAGAUGCUUUGGAUGCUUCAGAGUGUUAAUGAGCAUCUUUACGGGAGCUUGUGUGGCUCCUAUAAUGUGGCUCUCUGUGGCCCUGCUCAAUGGCACUUUUUAUGAGUGCGCUGUCAGUGGUCUCGACGAAAACCUGGUGGUGGAUCUGUUCUGUAAAAACAAGACCAUGAAGUGUCGGGAGGAGCUAGCCAGAGUUCCCUGUGGCAGGUCCAAGUUAUCUGAUGAGGAGCGCAUGGAUCUGCUGCUGAUGUUCAGGGCCCAAUCUCAGAUUCUGGGUUGGUGCAUUAUCAUCAUCGCAGCUACAUUUGGGCUUCUUGGAACCUGCUACACUAACUGCCGUUCCAAAGUUAGCUUCCUGCAGCUCACAUUCUGGAAACGUUAUGUGGAGAAAGAAAAGGAGCACUUCGAUGCCUACACUCUGGAGUAUGCCUCCAAACUGGCUGAAAGAAACCUACAAAGUUUCUUUGAGAACAAGGAUCCCGUUCCAUUCCCUUUCCCCAACCACAAGGCCUGGGAGGAGAUCUCAGCACUCUACGCUUUCUCAAGGAGCGAACAAUAUUACAGUACCUUGCAACGUUACGUGGAGAGAGCAGACAGGGACUUUGCUCCAGAGAAGAGACCUGUCAUGGACUUGGAGCAUGGAAUUGAAAUGAAAUAGACAUUUUUGUGUGUGUGAAACAAACAGCAGACUGGGGAGAAUAUUACAGAACCAUUGAAGGGCUCAACCACUCUAUUUCACUGCCUCGUUACUUUUAAGGCUAUUAAUUCUACAAAGGCCAUGCAUUGGAUCUGCACAUACAUAUGUAAAUAACAUAUUAGAAAACUUAAUAAGUUGCAAAUAAUAUUCACUUACUAUAUGACUGACAAUACUGUGGUUUUGGUAUAUCUAUUGACAAGUCUAAGUACUUUCCGAGUUUGAAUGCAACACUUUGAUAAUGGUGGAUACAUUUGAGUGUUGAAAAAAAUGAUUGCAUGAUCUCUGUAUAAAAACAUGCACUUAAACUUGCAUAUGUAAAACGAACACAGCAUCUUUAACAUGGUAGUGUGACAGUUAAACAUGCAUUGGUACAUCCGUGUGAGUAGAUGUAAGAAAAUGUUUAUUUUGUGUAAACAACAUACAGUCACUUUUUUUUUUUUUUUUUUUUGUUCUUGGGAGUCCCAAAGUCCAUUUUUACAACGCAAUAAUGCAUUUGUUAAAUACAUUUGCUCACUGACAUGGUUAAAAGCAAAAGAAGCUGAGCCAAUGAAUUGGUCCAGCGCUAACAGUUAAAACGCGCAUUUGCAUCGUUUAAAUAAAGUUUGAGUGUGUGUCCAUUUCUACAGUGAGAGAACAGUAGGACCUCACUGACCCUGUCUGUUUUUCCACCAAUAAAACAGGUGUACAAGUCUGUAAGCUUUUCCUGGAUUAAAUGAAAUAUGCUUUUUUUUUUUUUUUUUUUAACAAUUUCAAACUCUCCCCAAGUGUCUGUCUUAACAUGCCUUUGACACGCUUUCAUCAAAAUGCCCUGACGAUCAAGAUUUAAAGAAUACUUUACAUCCUGUAUUUUUCGUCUUGCUGAAAUGGGCCCUUAUUGAGGCGGCGGUUCCAUCUCAUCCAAGUGAGCGACCAAGGCAAGCAGCUUCAACUUGCCGAAGCGUUAACGUGAGCGCCGGUAAAGACAAAAGUAUUUACAGGACGGCAGCAAAUCAUAAACCUGUCACUUAGCGUGCAGGGUCACUGGUGUGCUGGCGCCUUUCCCAUCUGACUCCGAAAUUAGGCAUGUUUCCUAAAUUCAUAUUUCAUAUGAGGAAGAAAGGAGGGAGACAAAACCAUUUCUUUGGCCAAAAGAGGUUAAGAAUACCGAAGCAAGCUUUUCAGUUACAACUGUCACUUUAUGUUUCAAUUGUUUUAUGCAUAGAAAUGAAGAAGUAGAUACGCCAGCGCGCUACAUGGUGGCCAUUUUGGGGAGGUCGACGUAAAGACAACGCAUGUACAUUGUAGUAACAUGACGUUUAAUUUGUUGAUAUCAAUAUAUUACAUUUGGCCACCCAUAGGUAUUUAUUUUAUGAUGAUGUGAAUUUUUGCAAUUUAAAAAAAAAAAAAAAAAUCUCCAAAGAUCAUUAAGUUUUGAUAGGACCGACAUGUCGUGUGUGUGUGUGUGUGUGUGUGUUCCGGGUUUUGUCUUCCCCUCCCUGUUUCACACACACCUGCUCCUGUGAGCAUCUUCACCACCUGUGCCUCGUUCACCCUAAUUACCUAUUGUAUUUAACCUCGUGUCUCAUUCCCUCUCGUUGCCAGUUCGUUGUACCUUGUCGUCACGUUCCAGCAUUCCUUGU
Phycodurus eques (leafy seadragon) is the source of this 2894-nucleotide messenger RNA. RefSeq names its product calcium homeostasis modulator protein 5-like. The record is from RefSeq and is a predicted model, not a curated record. Gene Ontology annotation, molecular function: monoatomic cation channel activity. The transcript is spliced from 2 exons. Bases 304 to 1236 code for a protein of 310 amino acids. Lineage: Eukaryota; Metazoa; Chordata; Actinopteri; Syngnathiformes; Syngnathidae.